AUGUACACAUUGGCAAAAUGGUUACGUGGUGAAGAAAAUGAAAUAAAAGAAGAGAUGUUAAAAUUUAAAAAAAAGAUUUUAGAACAGUAUUAUUUUUAUUUUUCAUCAUGGUUUAAUAAAAUAAAGUCAAAAAUGCUCAAUACGAAUUUGAUAGGUCUCAAAAUAACAAAUUUGAAAUCCUUUCUACGAUUAACAAAUACAAAUGUAAGCCUCAAGAAAACACUUUAUCUAUCCACUGGCAAAACUGCACAUCCAUGUUUAUGUGGACAAGUAUACUUUAAGAAGGAACAGAGACGAGGUGAUAGAGUAUUUUAUAAAAAUGAUCGAUUUCACACAACACACAGUGACCAGCAUAGGCAAAAGGUGGUAAUAGAGACGUCCACACCAAAAAUUAUCAUAGAUGAAAUAGAAAGGAGGAAAAAGGUGUUACCAGUGGAAAAAAGUAUUGAUGUCAGAUUAGGUGAUCUGUGGAAGAACAAAAUAGAUCCAUAUGUUAAGUUAGCAAGAUGGGACAGACCUGUUGGCGUCUACCUUCUUUACUGGCCAUGUUCAUGGUCUAUAGCCCUGGCCUCUAUACCAGGAACUGUGCCAUUAUACACCACAUUGGAAACAGCUGGACUGUUUCUCUUGGGAGCUGGUCUCAUGAGGGGUGCCGGCUGCACUAUCAAUGAUAUGUGGGAUAAGGAUGUCGAUGCUCAGGUGGAGAGAACCAAAGAUAGGCCGCUGGUUUCCGGCGCAUUAACUGAUAAGCAAGCAAUGGUGUUCCUAGCCGCUCAGCUCACGUUGGCUUUGGGCGUUCUUCUACAGUUGAACUGUUAUAGUAUAGUCCUCGGAGCGAGUAGUAUGUUGCUUGUAGUAACCUACCCUCUGAUGAAGCGGAUCACAAACUACCCUCAAAUAUUCCUAGGGGCGACUUUCAACUGGGGAGCGCUAUUAGGUUACUCGGCGAUACAAGGUAGUUUGGAGCCCUUGAUUUGUCUGCCUCUGUACGCUGGGGCCCUUGCAUGGACUGUGGUCUAUGACACUAUUUAUGCUCAUCAGGAUAAAGACGACGAUGCCCGUAUAGGCAUGAAGUCGACAGCCCUUACCUUUGGAGAGCACACUAAGCCUGCUUUGGGCGCCGCUUUGACAUUAAGUGUCGCGUCGCUAGGUGGCGCUGGAUUCGCAGCCGGGCUAGAUUCGCCUUACUACGCGGCGCUGGCUUUGUACGCGUUACACGCUGGAAGACAGAUAUACACACUAAACCCAGAUAACCCCGAAGACUGUGCGAGAAAAUUCAAGUCAAACUCUAUGGUCGGCCUGUUCAUCCUGCUCGGCACCCUCGGUGGCGGAUACAGACAAUACAUGGAGAAUAGACAAAAGAACAGGGGCAGAGAGAAUAUAGAAGCAACAAAGAGUUGUUUAUUUAGUUGA
Parnassius mnemosyne (clouded apollo) is the source of this 1413-nucleotide messenger RNA. NCBI's taxonomy places the organism in Eukaryota, Metazoa, Arthropoda, Insecta, Lepidoptera, Papilionidae. The record is from the annotation of a GenBank genome assembly.